CUUGUUGCGAUGGAUCGGCCAAAGUAUAAGUUUCCUUAUGAUAUAUACGAUGUCGUUGGGGCUACCAAUGCGGAGCUUUUGCAAUAUUUUCACGGUGAACGCGAUGGUUUUGUGCAGGUUGGACCUGAACGUUACUUUUUUCCCGGCAAAUAUAGAGCUGAGGCGGAAAAUUAUUACAACUUUGAGGCGAGGCCCGACGAUAUCUGGAUAGUUACCGUGCCACGUUCGGGCACUACUUGGACUCAGGAGCUCAUCUGGCUUGUGGCCAACGAUUUGAACUUCGAGCAGGCCAAGCAUCGUCCGUUAACCGAACGUUUUCCAUUUUUCGAAUUUCCACUGUUCAUGCAUGCUGCUGUCAAGGCUGAGCUUUUGGCAGAAAACAAACAGUCCACAUUUGCUCAGGAAUUUAUUGAGCAAAUCUCUAGACCCGGUUACCAGACCCUAGCCGAGCUGCCACACAAUCAGCGUCGUUUCAUCAAAACCCAUUUCCCGUUCUCACUGUUGCCACCAAGUGUAAUGGAAAAUAAGUGCAAGAUCAUUUACGUCGCACGCAAUCCCAAGGAUGUGGCUGUCUCGUAUUAUCAUCUCAAUCGUCUGUUUCGCACGCAGGGCUAUGUGGGGGAUUUUGAGCGCUAUUGGCGUUACUUUCAGCAUGGCCUAAAUCCCUGGCUGCCCUAUUAUAGUCACAUACGGGAGGCGGACGAGCACAGGAAACUGUCCAAUGUCCUCUUCCUUAACUACGAGGACAUGCUGCUGAACCUGUCGGGUGCUGUAAAUGGAAUCGCAAACUUUCUCAAUUGCGAGCUCAGUGCAGCGGGUCUGGAACAGCUUUUGGAUCAUCUGAGCAUAGAAAACUUUCGCGAAAAUAAGUCCGUCAAUAUGCACGAAAUGGCCGCCGUUGGGAUCCUCAAGAAGGGCGAGGCCGGUUUUGUGCGCAGCGGUGGUGGCAGUGGCAACAAGGAUCACAAGGACAUCCCCGACAGGCAGAACGGCGAUCAGAAGGAGUUCAUUAAAGACCCCAAGCUACUAGCCAGUGCCAAUGAAUGGGUUCGACAAAACUCAACAUUUAUUAAAACCAUAUAGACAUGCGAAAUCAAAUACUAAUUACUUCAGUUAUAGAGAAAUCCAAAAUAUCUGAAUAAACAAUUUUAAGCGA
This is a messenger RNA of Scaptodrosophila lebanonensis, 1156 nucleotides long. Its product is annotated as sulfotransferase 1C4. Lineage: Eukaryota; Metazoa; Arthropoda; Insecta; Diptera; Drosophilidae. Gene Ontology annotation, cellular component: cytoplasm. Gene Ontology annotation, biological process: sulfation. The transcript is spliced from 5 exons. The record is from RefSeq and is a predicted model, not a curated record. The coding region runs from base 10 to 1083 and encodes 357 amino acids. Gene Ontology annotation, molecular function: sulfotransferase activity.